AUACGAUUCGGUUUGGUCCGAUCUGAUAUGGACCAACCCAUUACCCAUCUCUACUCUCUAAAUCCCGCGAGACAUGAUAGUUAAAGGCACUUUAACUUCCACGCUCACUUGGUACAAAAAUUAAGAAAAUCAUGCAUAAAGUCCGACCAAUAAAUCUUGAACUUUGUUCACUAAAAAUAUUAAAGGGAAAAUCAAAAGCUUAUGUUGAUAAUAAUAAUUAUUAUAAUAAUAAUAAUAAUAAUAUUUAGUCCUUGUAGGUGGUAUUUAUAUUUAUAAAGUACGCGCGCACGAAUGCUAAAUGAUUGCUUGAGUGGACCUUUAUAAUUGGCAUUUUAAUAUUGUCCAAAAUAGCAGACAAGAAAAAGCAGAGCAAUUAACCACAUUUUUUUACAAACAAUAAAAUUAUUUUGUCACUCCACCCCAACCUUGUUGGGAAAAAAUCCAAAAAUACCACUGUUUAAAAAAAAAAUUCCAAAAAUACCACCCAACUCCAAAAAUUUCCAAAAAUACCACCCUUUUUCAAAAACCGCCACCCCACACUGCGGUUUACACGAAAACCGUUUGUCGGAGGCGCGGUUUUCUAUGCAAACCGCGGGCCUAGGGAGCGGUUAUAAAAAUAAAAAUUUUUUUUUGACUAAACCGCUGGGUGGGGUGGCGGUUUGACCCAAAACCGCCACCCCACCGAGCGGUUUGGUCCAAUUGUUUUUUUUUUCCCAAUCAACUCCUAACUUCGGCCGAAACUUCAAACGAACGUAACUUUUCACUCGGGUAUCCGAUCGUAGCGAUUUUUUUUUUCAUUUCGCAUAACUUUUCAAGAUCUACAACUUUUACUAGGAUGAAAUUUUCAAAACGGGAACUAUUUGUGGAUAUACGGGACCUUGGGAAUAACUUUACCUUUACUUUUCACAAAUCCAUGUAUAUUUUGAAAUUAUGAUUAUAUUAAAAGUUGUAGAUCUUGAAAAGUUAUAUUGAAUCAAAAAAAAUUUCAUGAUAUUCGGAUUUUGGAGCACAAAGUUAUGGCCGCCUAAAGUUUGACGAAAUAAAAAAAAGGCUCGUUCGGGGUGGCAAAUGACGUUUUUUCGAGACGAAAGCGGGACCCGGCGAGGCUUGCAAGAUCUCAAAAAGUUAUUCGGAUUCAAAAAAAGGAGGCCCCAAAGUUUGACGAAAUGGAGGCCGCAAAGUUAUUCGGAUUCAAAAAUGGAGGCCCCAAAGUUUGACGAAAUGCGAGACCCGGCAGUAUGCGGCUUGCAAGAUCUCAAAAAGUUUGCGGCCUCCAUUUUUUGAAUCCGAGUAAAUUUUUGAGAUCUUGCAAGCCGCAAACCGCCGGGUCCCGCCUUCGUCUCGAAAAAACGUCAUUUGCCACCCCGAACGAGCCUUUUUUUGAUUUUGUCAAACUUUGGGCGGCCAUAACUUUGUGCUCCAAAAUCCGAAUUUCAUGAAUUUUUUUUUGAUUCCACAUAACUUUUCAAGAUCUACAACUUUUAAUAUAAUCAUAAUUUCAAAAUAUACAUGGAUUUGUGAAAAGUAAAGGUAAAGUUAUUCCCAAGGUCCCGUAUAUCCACAAAUAGUUCCAUUUUUGAAAAUUUCAUCCUAGUAAAAGUUGUAGAUCUUGAAAAGUUAUGCGAAAUGAAAAAAAAAUCGCUACGAUCGGAUACCCGAGUGAAAAGUUACGUUCGUUUGAAGUUUCGGCCGAAGUUAGGAGUUGAUCGAAAAAGGAAAAAAAAAUUGGACCAAACCGCUGGGUGGGGUGGCGGUUUUGGGUCAAACCGCCACCUCACCCAGCGGUUUGGUCAAAAAAAAAAAUUUUUAUAACCGCUCCCUAGGCCCGCGGUUUGCAUAGAAAACCGCGCCUCCGACAAACGGUUUUCGUGUAAACCGCAGGGUGGGGUGGCGGUUUUUGAAAAAGGGUGGUAUUUUUGGAAAUUUUUUGGGUUGGGUGGUAUUUUUGAAAUUUUUUUUUUAAACAGUGGUACUUUUGGAUUUUUUCCCUUGUUGCGACCUUAAACCCACUACUGGAAUUGGUAAAAGACGAUUAACAGAUUAAGAAUGAACCUUAUACUCUAUUAGUAGCACAAUUCUUCAAAUAAAAACUGAUCCAAUUAUUUUUUCCAAGGAACGAACCUUGAAUUGAAAUAAAAAAAUCUUACAAGCCCACAAUAUGUCAAAAGAACAACAGAAUAUCUUCAUGUCUUGAGGAUUCUUCUCCAUUAAUAUAUAUGGUAGAGGUAGAGUUUUGUGUAAUUUUCUCCAUUUCAAAUUUUUUAAAACGAAAAUGAAAGUAGGAAUGACGUUUUUGUCUGUAUAAUUAAUUAAUUAUUUCAAAUAAAAAUAUCAAUACAAAGUAGGAAUGACAACAAUCAUAAUAAAUUACACUAAAUAAAUUUGUUAUUUCUAUUUGAAUACAAAACAUACACUAAGUUAAACUCUGGAAAGUGAAUGACUUUUACAUCAUCAUCAACAAGUUCACUAAGUCUACCGUAUGCAUUUUAUGGUGCUUAAUACUUCAAUUUCCAUAGUAGAGUUUCAUGUAAUUUUAUCCAUUUUAAAAUUCAUGUUCUCUCCUUAAAUUUUUGCUUAGAUAAAUUUGUAAUUGGCUAACAUGGAAGAAACUAUUUCUUUUACUACGUGUUGUGUUAUUGCAUUUUUAAAUUUAAAUUUUGUGUUUUUUUUAUCUUUGUUCUUAUCUCUUUCUAACUUCCUCCGAAAGUCCCUCCAUUAUGCAAUAGUUUGGCCCUUUCACUUCCCAGUACAAGGGGGCAUUUAAAAAUUAAUCUUCCGGUUUCUUUUGGCACGACAGUUUUAUUCUUAGGGAUUUAAACUAGGCGAGUAGAAAAUUUCAAAUCCGAUAUCAAUCCAUAGCGAAUAAAAUGGAGUUCGAUCAAGUAGUUAUGGAUUUGAACUUGGAGUAGAAGAGUUGGAAUUGAGUUUGAGAAUGGAAGUGGUGGGGGAAGAAAUUGUGUUUGGAUUUGGUAACAGGUAAAGUUCCACUGCAGCAGGUGAAGGCGGAGAAGAGAGUACUGGGCGAAUUGAGGAUGGUAUUGAAAGACAUGGAAGCGAAACUGGAGUAGUUAAAGAGAGAGAAGUGAGAGAUGAUGAGGAUAGUAAUGAAAAUGGAGAGGGUAUUGAAGGGCAGGGAAGUGGACUGAAACAAGUGGAGGAAGACAAGGGGAAGAUGAACAUAUUGAUGAAAUUGGAGAUGAGUGUUGGUUUUAGCGAACUUAUUACAACUUCCCCUGAGGAAGAUGAGUUGGCAAAACACACGAAGAAGAUUGAGGAGUUGAAGAGCGAGUUGACAAGAACCCCAAUUGGAAGAGAAAUUGAGGGCCAUGGAGAGAAGGUCCAUCAAAGUAGCAAAAAUGGAGUUGCGGAAGGAGAGUUAAAAAGUGAAUGUUUGGUUGAAACAUAUGCCUCUUGAGAUUGAAGACGGAUUGGAUAAAAAUUUGGUUGUUCAACGGAGAGUGGUGGCUAUUGGCUCUUUAGGUUUAUGGUUUUUGCAGCUACCACAACCUAUUUCUAUCUUAAAACAAGGAAUCAUUGAUUGAUUUACUGAAGUAGGUCGAUUCUUUAUUCAACAUACUGAAACUGUUAGAUAAGGAGUGUCUAAUUUUGUGCCUUAUGACUUUGAUAAAGUCUAUUAUUAUAUUGGAGUUAACCCUAAUUUUGUCGUUUGCUCUCAAGUUUUGAUGGUUCCCUCUUAGCUUAGUUUUUAGUAGAUAGUUGACUUCAACCAACAACUCUCCAUUUCUUUUUUAUUAGUGGCAUAUUGUUCCUAAAAGGAGAGCAUUGAACCCUUUAUGUAGGAUUGUGAGGUUUCAGAUUCAGUUUCAAACAAUAUAUGGGUCGUGUGGUAAUUCCAGUGAGCUUUUAUAUUCUAUCUUUCUUGACAAUCAACUAACCAAUAUAAUAUUAUCAUUAUGAAAAUGAAAUCAAUGAUACAUUUUAUAUUUUAUAUUCUUAAAUGAUGAUGGUAUUUCUUCAAGUUUUUUACCUAUAUAUUCUUUCUUUAUAUGUAUCAUCUCGAUCGAAGGAUUGUCAAAAAAAAAACGCGUUGACAGACUUAAACUUAACAUAAAAAUAUAAAUAAUCAAAUAUGAACAUUUCGGCCAACGGCCCGGGUUAUAAGCUAGUUGUAAGAAUUUGAAUAUCCGACCAAAGAACAUUAAUAUUAUGUGAAGAACCAAUUCAUCUAAUAAAUCUAGUUUUUUUUAUGACAGAUCUUCAUAGAUUAAUCAUUCUACAAUUGUCCAUAAUACAUCAUAAUUUUCGGGUACACAUAAAUCAUCAUUAUCAUUUCAAAAUCUUAUAAAAAUUAUGGAUUGUAAUUAAACACAUACUCGUGGGUAUCUGACUAGCCUUCAACCCAAUUAACGCGGGAAAUCCCAAUAAUUCGGUUGGGGGCUGGUAUGUGUAAAAUUCACAAGUUUGAUGGAGAUUGUGCGGGUAUUGUUUUAGUCUCCACAUACUCAUACUCAUAUCCGCCCCACCCAGAGUAGUUCUUUAUAUAUGAAAAAUAUAAGGAUCAUGUCAAUGAUAUAAGGGUUAUUAAAAAAAUAUAGAGAGUUGAAAUGUAAUUGAGUGGUCAUACAAAACAAACCCUAAUUUAUCUAUCUCAGUUCGUUCUUCAUUCUUUCAAACCAAGGGCUAUGUACUUCAAUUCUCACCCUCUUCCGUACGUAAAAAUCUCCAUAUUUGUUUCCUAUGCUUUGUCAUAUGAAUUCAUGAAUGUUUUAAUUUUUUAUUGGUUUCAAGAUUUAUUAAUUUCUUUUAGUGUUAUAAUCAAAUAUCUACAUGUUAAAUUCUAGGUAUAGUAAUAUUAGAUAUAUAGAGAGUAUUAAUCCAUAAGUACCCGCAACCACAUUAUAUACGAGGACGGUGUUGCAAAACCUCCAGCCACGUGAGUAUGGGGUGGAUAAAUAUUUAAACAUUCAAUAACGGAAAUGAUUUAGAAAAACUCGCCACAUUGCCAUCCAUAAACUUUCAAUUCUUAAAAUUACAAACCCAUUAAUUAUCAAUCAUUUUUUGUCAAAUGACAAACGUGUUUUAUACGCAGUCAAAAUUCAUUGGAAAUUUUUGGAUAAUUGUCUUGAUACAUACGUGACAAUAUUAUUGGGUCGUCCUAGCUAGCAGCUGCUGCAUCUCUCGUCCAACAUAAUCCUUACGGCACGUUUAUAUAUACCUAUAUUCAGUCUUAUCAACAUCAAGAUUCCUGAUACAGAUUGUGACGAGAACAAUGAAAAUUCUCUAAUUAAUCUGGUUGCUUGGUUUCCAAAUCGCAGUCUAUAUACAUUGUGAACAGUUUUCCUGAAACUAAACCUGUAGAAUUUAAAGCAGCAAAUUGAUGCGGGGAAAAGCUGUUGCUCGAUUGAUGAAAGAAAAGAAUAAAAGAUUCCAUCUUUU
This is a messenger RNA of Linum trigynum, 5397 nucleotides long. The record is from the annotation of a GenBank genome assembly. Lineage: Eukaryota; Viridiplantae; Streptophyta; Magnoliopsida; Malpighiales; Linaceae.